Aspergillus steynii IBT 23096 is the source of this 546-nucleotide messenger RNA. Its product is annotated as peroxiredoxin family protein. The transcript has 5 exons. The record is from RefSeq and is a predicted model, not a curated record. Gene Ontology annotation, molecular function: thioredoxin peroxidase activity. Gene Ontology annotation, biological process: hydrogen peroxide catabolic process; cellular response to oxidative stress; cell redox homeostasis. Gene Ontology annotation, cellular component: cytosol; mitochondrion; peroxisome. Lineage: Eukaryota; Fungi; Ascomycota; Eurotiomycetes; Eurotiales; Aspergillaceae. Bases 1 to 546 code for a protein of 181 amino acids.
AUGUUCGCUGCUCGCCGUUUCACUGCCGUCCCGCGCGCUCUGUCGCAGCGGUCGCUGUUCCACAGCACUGCGCCCGCGUUCGUUCAGAAGGGCGACGCCAUCCCCGAUCUCGACGUCUUGGUCGAGGACUCCCCCGGCAACAAGGUCAACCUGGCUAAGGAGCUGCAAGGAAAGGGUGUCAUCGUUGGCGUUCCCGCCGCUUUCAGCCCCGCCUGCUCUGCCAGCCAUGUGCCGGGAUUCAUCAACCACCCCAAGCUGAAGGAGGCCGGCAAGGUGUUCGUCGUCGCAGUCAAUGACCCGUUUGUGACCAAGGCCUGGGCCACGAGCCUGGACCCCUCCGGCAAGAGUGGUAUCCGCUUCCUGGGUGACCCCACUGCCAAGUUCUCCGAGGCCCUCGACGUGCUCUUCGACAGCACCUCUAUCUUCGGCAACCAGCGCAGCAAGCGGUACGCCCUGCUCGUCGAGAACGGAAAGGUCAAGGAGGCUUUCGUCGAGCCUGACAACGCCGGUCUGAAUGUUUCCGCCGCCGAGAAGGUUCUGGGCUAA